GCCCUAGCGGAACCAGAUGCUGUGCUGGAUUGUGCAAGGCCUGCUGUGCUUCCAAUGACUGCGAAGUUGGGAAGGUAUGCUGUGGUGGAAAGUGCAAAACGGGCUCCUGCUGCGCUUCCAAACCCAAGUUGUGCAAUGGAAAGGUAUGUCCAGUGGGCACCAGAUGCUGCAAUGGAGGGUGCAAGGCUUGCUGCCAAAACACAGACUGUGGGAACGGGAAGGUGUGCUGUGGGGGAAAGUGCCAAUGUGGCUCAUGCUGCCCUUCGGACCGGGGCUGCUGCAAGGGAAAGAAAUGUCCUCGGGGCACCAGAUGCUGCAAAGGUGUGUGCUAUGCAUGCUGCAAGGCCACCGACUGCGGAAAGGGGAAGGUGUGUUGUAAGGGAAAGUGCGAACGUGGCUCAUCCUGCCCUUCACAGCCGUGCUCUUGCAAUGGAAAGAAAUGUCCUCGGGGCACCAGAUGCUGCAAAGGCAUGUGCAAGGUAUGCUGCAAAGCCACCGACUGCGGAAAGGGGAAGGUGUGCUGUAAGGGAAAGUGCGUGCGUGGCUCAUGUUGCCCUUCAUACCCGGGCUGCUGCAACGGAAACGUAUGUCCUCGGGGCACCAGAUGCUGCAAAGGUGUGUGCAAGGCAUGCUGCCGGGAUGAGCACUGCAGACGGCGACAGAUCUGCUGCAGGGGAGUUUGCAAGUAUGCCCAGUGUUGUGGUGGUCCAAGGUGCUGCAAUGGCAGGUUGUGUCGCCGAGGCACCAAGUGCUGCAAGGGGAAGUGCAAGAAGUGUUGCCACUCGACGCACUCGUAGGGAUUGCCGCACGGGCUUCUUCUGCUGUGGAGGAUGAUGGAGGGGUUGCUGCACAAACUCGCACUGUGGGAAAUGGAAGGUGCUGAAAUGGGUGGUGCAAGUAAUUGUCAUACUACCGUCUUAGGUCAAAGACUCAAAGAAGUGUUGCACUAGUCUGUGCUGAUGAAAAAUUGUCUGGUCCUCUCAGGCUUCCAUGAAGGGACGUGCUGUAGAGGGCAGUUUAAGAGCGCAAUGCUGCAGACCACGUGCAUAUGGUGGUUGCUAGUUGAUAGACAUCAAGAAGGUGAAUAACAUUCGGCUGUUCAGAUAUUGAAGAGCCCUUAGAGGAUUUCGAUUCCAAUCUGAUCCUUGAAGGGGAAAAAGAUGCCAAGUGUGUACGGGAGAAGUAUGGCAAGGGUGAAGAUGAGAAAUAAGGAGAUAUAGAGGUUUGGCAUGAGAAACUCUGACGUAAAGGAAUUCUCCUUUCUUAGUUCUGUACCCUCGUUUCAGGUGGGAAGCAGGAUCCCAUAUUUCAGGACUCCUGGUCGUGCAUGCACUACUGCGUCCGUAGCCGUAAUAGCAUGGUAGACAAUGAAAAGGUACUUAGUCU
This is a messenger RNA of Chara braunii, 1386 nucleotides long. The record is from the annotation of a GenBank genome assembly. Lineage: Eukaryota; Viridiplantae; Streptophyta; Charophyceae; Charales; Characeae.